Penicillium griseofulvum is the source of this 1899-nucleotide messenger RNA. RefSeq names its product putative glucan 1,4-alpha-glucosidase. The record is from RefSeq and is a predicted model, not a curated record. Lineage: Eukaryota; Fungi; Ascomycota; Eurotiomycetes; Eurotiales; Aspergillaceae. Gene Ontology annotation, biological process: polysaccharide catabolic process. The coding region runs from base 1 to 1899 and encodes 632 amino acids. The transcript has 5 exons. Gene Ontology annotation, molecular function: starch binding; glucan 1,4-alpha-glucosidase activity. Gene Ontology annotation, cellular component: fungal-type vacuole.
AUGGCUCCUCGUUUUUGGACUGCAAUUUGGGCGUUUGCUCUUGGCCAUGCUGCCAUCGCCGCCCCACAGAUAUCGUUAGCCUCUCGUGCAAGUGGCUUGGAUACCUGGUUAGCAUCUGAGAUUACCGUGGCAAGACAGGGUAUCUUGGACAACAUCGGAUCGGCUGGUGCUCAUGCUGCGAAUGCAAAGCCUGGCGUUGUAAUAGCCAGCCCGAGUACCUCUGACCCGGACUACUUCUUUACGUGGACUCGCGACUCGGCUCUGGUGUUCAAAACUUUGGUCGAUAUGUUCAAACAUGGUGACAGCACAUUGUUGAACCUUAUUGAAGAAUAUAUCAAUGCCCAGGCCUAUAUCCAGACAGUAUCGAAUCCAUCUGGAAAUCUGUUCAGCGGUGGGUUGGCAGAGCCCAAGUUUAACGCUGAUGAGACAGCUUUCACUGGCUCUUGGGGUCGUCCUCAGCGUGAUGGACCAGCUUUGCGAGCCACUGCGUUGAUUUCGUUUGGCCAAUGGCUUAUUAGCAAUGGAUACACUACCCUUGCGACUAACAACGUCUGGCCCGUUGUGCGCAAUGAUCUUUCCUACGUUGCCCAGUACUGGAAUCAGACCGGAUUUGAUCUCUGGGAGGAAGUCUCUGGCUCCUCUUUCUUUACCAUCGCGGCUCAGCACCGUGCCUUGGUGGAGGGAAGCACAUUCGCAAGCCAAGUUGGUUCCUCAUGUUCGUACUGUGACUCUCAGGCUCCGCAGGUCUUAUGUUUCCUGCAGUCUUUCUGGACAGGAUCUUACAUCAUGGCCAACUUUGGUGGUGGUCGCUCUGGCAAAGAUGCCAACACCUUACUCGGUAGCAUUCAAACUUUCGACCCGGAGGCAGGAUGUGAUGACACCACAUUCCAGCCUUGCUCGGCUCGAGCACUCGCAAAUCACAAAGUUGUGACUGAUUCUUUCCGAUCAAUCUACACUGUCAACUCUGGUAUUGCUGCAGGCAAGGCUGUUGCGGUCGGUCGAUACCCAGAGGACUCAUACUACAAUGGUAACCCUUGGUACCUUUGCACUUUAGCUGCAGCUGAGCAGCUGUAUGAUGCUAUAUAUACAUGGAACCGUAUCGGCUCUCUGACAAUUACCCCCGUAUCCUUGAACUUCUUCAAGGAUCUGUACGGCUCUGCUGCGAUUGGUACCUACUCCUCAUCCAGCGAUACGUACUCCGCAAUCGUGAGCGCUGUCAAGGAAUAUGCGGAUGGAUAUGUUGGCAUUGUGGAAAAAUAUACUCCGUCCAGUGGCGCCUUGUCUGAGCAAUUCUCCAGGUCAAAUGGCUCGCCACUUUCCGCUCGUGACCUCACAUGGUCUUACGCAGCCCUACUUACUGCCAAUGAGCGUCGAAAUGCUAUAGUUCCUGCACCAUGGGGCGAAACCUCUGCCAGUAGUGUCCCUAGCCAAUGUCAACAUACUUCGGCUAUUGGUACUUUCAGCAGUGCUACAAACACCGCCUGGCCUCCCGCUUUGACCAGCGGAUCAGGCGGCGUAACUACUACUGGAUCCGGUGGAACUGCGACCACGACGGCGACUACGACAACAUCAUGCACCACUCCGACCGCCGUUGCAGUGACUUUCAAUGUGAUCGCCACUACCACAUUUGGCCAGAAUGUCAAGCUGGCUGGUUCUAUCCCUCAACUUGGGUCUUGGUCUCCGAGCAGUGCUAUUGCGUUGAGCGCUUCCUCAUACACUUCGAGCAACCACCUGUGGUUUGUGACUGUAUCACUUACACCGGGUACUAGUUUCACCUACAAGUAUAUCCAGGUGGCGAGUGAUGGCACUAUUAAGUGGGAGAGUGACCCGAACCUGUCGUACACUGUUCCCGCCAAGUGUGGCACCACGGCUGUCACGAUUAGUGAUACUUGGAGGUGA